Hevea brasiliensis (rubber tree) is the source of this 1696-nucleotide messenger RNA. Its product is annotated as hydroxyproline O-galactosyltransferase HPGT1. The record is from RefSeq and is a predicted model, not a curated record. The transcript has 12 exons. Lineage: Eukaryota; Viridiplantae; Streptophyta; Magnoliopsida; Malpighiales; Euphorbiaceae. Gene Ontology annotation, molecular function: hexosyltransferase activity. Bases 221 to 1285 code for a protein of 354 amino acids. Gene Ontology annotation, cellular component: Golgi membrane.
ACGCAGUUAAAAAAAAAAAAUAGGAAAUACCUUUACCGUUUCCGUUUAACCCUUUAAAUGAAACUGAAAACAACCUUCGAUUCAAUUUUUCAGUUACAACGUCCCACUCAUUGCCCAUCAUUCUUCAAUUGCAUCAUCUGCCUCUGCCCUGAGAUUCAAAAUCUCUAAUCCAUUUCAGAUCCGAUACACAAAAAUCUUACACAACUCUUUGAAAGAAGUAAUGCGUAGCCGCGGAUCCAGUAACCGGCUAGCUGCUGCUGCUGGUGGUGGUGGUCGUUCGGCUUUCACGUCUCGAGUCUCGUUUCUUUUGCUAGCUAUGUUUGCAACCAUGGCCACGAUUUACGUCGCCGGCCGUCUAUGGCAGGACGCGGAGAAUAGAUUGCAUUUAGCUGAAGAGUUUGAGAGGAGAAAUAGUAAGGUUAAAUCUGCCAUAUCGGUUGACGAUACUCUAAAACUUCUAUCCUGCAGGGAACAAAAGAAGAAGUUAGCAAUGGUUGAGAUGGAUCUGGCUGCAGCUAGGCAAGCAGGUUUUGUUUCGAAGCACUCUCCAGAGAAGGGAGAUGGUCAUUCUAAGAAGAAGCUAUUAGCUGUUAUUGGAAUCAUUACUACAUUUGGCCGCAAGAAAAACAGAGAUGCAAUUCGCAAGGCAUGGAUGCCGACUGUGACAAUAUGUGCUGGUGCAGGUAUUAAAAAACUGGAGGAUGAAAAGGGCAUUGUUGUACGAUUUGUCAUAGGCAGAAGUGCAAAUCGUGGAGACAGUUUGGACAGGGAGAUUGACAGCGAAAAUAGGCAGACUAAUGACUUCAUUGUUCUUGAUGGACAAGUGGAGGCAACUGAGGAGGCUCCAAAAAAGACAAAAUUAUUCUUUAUAAAUGCUGUAGAGAACUGGAAUGCUGAAUUUUAUGUUAAGGUCAAUGAUGAUGUUUUUGUUAAUAUUGAUGCCCUGGGAGCUACACUUUCCACUCAUUUGGAUAAGCCUCGGGUUUAUAUUGGGUGUAUGAAAUCAGGCGAAGUUUUUUCUGAGCAGAACCACAAAUGGUAUGAACCAGACUGGUGGAAAUUCGGUGAUGGAAAAUCAUACUUCCGACAUGCCUCAGGUGAAGUCUAUGCCAUUUCACAAGCUUUGGCUCAGUUUAUUUCAAUUAACAGGUCUAUUCUUAGAACAUAUGCACAUGAUGAUGUCAGUACUGGAUCAUGGUUCAUUGGACUCGACGCAAAGUUCAUUGAUGAAGGGAAAUUUUGUUGCUCCUCAUGGUCAACUGGAGCAUUAUGUGCAGCUGUGUGAUUAGACUCUCCUCAGAAUUGAAAUGCAACCUUGAUACAUUUAGAUGAAAUUAAUCAACAAUUUAGUAAGGGAUGCCACUCUUUUUCGUGCAUCAUCUCUAAUGCUUCUCGACAUACCCACAAAGAUUCAUAUAAUCCAUUGGAGAUGAGUUGUAGUUGAUGCUGGUGUGGUAUGGUUGAUUUAUGAUCAAUUCCUGCCUCUGAAAAGCUAAUCAAGAUUUAGAAAACAGCAGUUGGAUGAAAGCAGCACGCUUCUACCUGAAGCAGAUUUUGGAAGACUUGUUGGCAGCCACUCAUCCCAAGUUUAAUCCCAAAUUUUGUUAACUGAAUUUUCCUUGACGAAAUUUAUUCUUUUGCUUUGUAAACACGACAUUGUAAUCUUUACAGUAAAACACUUAUUUUUAGUGUGGAA